Molecule: messenger RNA, 3426 nt
Organism: Funneliformis mosseae
Lineage: Eukaryota; Fungi; Glomeromycota; Glomeromycetes; Glomerales; Glomeraceae
Source: the annotation of a GenBank genome assembly
AUGGAGGCAAAUUCUGAAAAUUCUCAAAGAUUGAAUGUGAUGCACAAUACUGCAUCAAUUCCUCAGGACUAUGAUCUUCAUUCCAUCAAAAGUGACCUUUCUAAAGCUAUUAGCUUCAAAUCUUCACAUUCGAAUAAUAAUUCUUCAAGUGAUACCGCACCAUUAAGAGUUUUAAAACAAAUACAAGGAGAUGAAGAGUAUAUGAUUGAGUUGGAGUUAAAUCAAGGUGGUAACAAUAUGCGAUGUUAUACUUACGAGGAAGAAGUUCCGGAAUUGCCGGAUGAUUUGGUCGUUGGGAAUGAAAAUAAUUCUGGCUCAAAGGAACGUGGCUUGCAUAGCAAACAAGCCUCAGAGCAAGAGAAACAACUGGGGUUAAACGAGAUUCAUGAACGUGCCCAACAUAUAGUAGAUCAACUGAAGCAGACAAAAGUCGUCCGUGAUGGAGUUGUUCGUAGUUUCCCUACGACUUUAUUAGUAGAAGGUGACGUUGUUGAAAUGUUAUAUGGUGACGUGGCACCAUGUAAGAUGAUGUUAAUACAAAAGGGACCCCCCUCGAAUGUGUCGUCUAAUAAUAUCUUGGAAGCUAGUCAUGUAUUUAAACCGUCAUUUUUCAAUGAUAUGACAUCAAAAGAAGUAUGGGAACAACAUGUUCAAAAUAGGGGAAGAUAUCAAUUUGUUCUCUUGGAAACUCCUUGGGCAAACAGUUUGAAAGCUGCAUUGGUUCAAGACAGACCUGCUACAAUUAUUUAUAAACAAGCAGAUGUUUUACGAAAAUUCUUUUAUCGAAUACUUAUCAUUGUGCUUGGACUGGCUGUUGGGAUCAACCUUUUAAGGUUUAUCUUAAAAGAGGCUAUCUCAGAAAAUGGACAUUUGGAUCAAGCUUUUGAACUUUUGGUGGUGUUUCCUAUUUAUGCUAUACUCCCAAUAAUACCAUUGCCUUUUCCUACGCUUUGGCUGAUUGUUCGUGCGUUAUGGAAUAAGUUCAGAUAUUUACUCACGAAAUGGGAUGGAACGUCACUAACAAGAUCAACGAAUUUGUUCGAGUCGCUUGGAAGCACUACAAUUAUUUGUUCAAUUGAUCGAGAAGGGACAAUUUCAUCUCCGUUUGCCUCGGUUGAUCAAAUAUAUUUCCCUAAAGCUAAUGAAGAUCCUACCCUACUUGAUAUCGCUGAAGAUCCUAGCACCGAAUUUGGUGUUAAAUUUGAAGAUCAAGAUUGGAAUCAGCAUUUAUCUCGGUUAAAACCUUUGGGACUCAAUCUUCUAUUAAACACUAAUUGUGGUGUUUUAAGAGGUCGAAAACGCGAACAUCAGCAUCGUAAAUAUUCAAGUUUUUGCAUUAAUGCAAAGACAAAGCCAGCACGACAAUCGUGUUUGUGUCGCCUAGGUAGAGAAAUUGGCUUUACGGAUGAUGCGCUAAAUGCAUUUGCAAAGAAAAAAGAGAUUUUUACCAUUGCCCCAUGUCAUCCUUCAUUACAGGAACGAAUUAGAAAUGACCAGUGGGAAGUGCCCAGUAUGGUUUCGUCUAUUUAUGAAGAAGAAGGACAAAGCGGAUAUCAAUUGCUUUCUGAUGGCAACACUGAAAUUAUACUUGAUAACUGUUCUGAUUAUUGGGAUGGUCAAAGAUUACAAGCCAUGAGCGAAGAGAUUGAGAAUAAGAUUUAUGAUUUUUAUGAGAAUUCCGUAAUAAAUGAUAUGCAAUGUAUCGCAUACGCGUAUCGACCUAUAAAUGUUGAAAAUCUCAAAAGAAUUCCAUUUUUGAUGGAUUCCCCUAAUGAUUCAAUUGGAAGCUACAUUGUUUUACCAUGCCCUCCUGAAAUCGAUCAAAUAGUUGAGGAAGAAGAAAAUGAUGAUCGUGACCUUUCUUUAUCACAGAAAGUUAGGCUUAAAAGAUUGAAGGCCGAUCAGUUGGAAGCUAAGCUGCAUGAUUUUUUGUUUGAUGAGAGUACACUUACGUUACAAGACGAGGAGACAUUUUAUCAUGAAGUUAUUCAGGGGCAGAUUUUUCUGGCGAUGGCCACACUUUGUCACCAGCCUAAAUUGGAUGUGUGCAAUUUUAUUGAGGAUCUAAAUUCUGCUGGCAUCCGGUUUGUUUACUUUUCACCAACAGCUGAGAGGGAAAGCAAAGCUUAUGGUGAACGACUUGGACUUGAAACGGAUUGGAACAGCUGUAUACUUUUAUCAUCGCCAGGUGAUGAAAAUUCAUUCGGUGACGGGUAUUUAGAAUCUCAUGAUAUUAAAGCACGACUUCCUCGUGGAAUAGAUAACAUAAGAGAACAUCUCGAAGAGGUGGACGAUAUUCCAUUACACGUGUCGUUAUUUGCAGAAUGCGCUCCCGAGACGACACGUGAGAUGAUCAAAAUAUUUCAAAAUUAUGGAGAAGUUGUUUGUUGCAUUGGAAGUGCAUUAAAUGCUUCAAAUACUCAUGCCUUUGCAGUUGCAGACGUGAGUGUCGCUAUGGAGCCGACUCACACUAGAGCACAAACAAGAAACGGGUUAUGUCAUUAUAAUGGAAAUAUGGAUAAAGGACAAUCUCCAAUGGCCCUUGGCGCUGCCUUUACCACUUUACCAUGUGGGUUAUUCAUGCACUAUGAUACUAGCCUGUAUGCAUUAACUGACGUUAUAAGAGAAGCCAGAAGAUUAAUCAACUGCCUGAGAAUGGGAAUCGCAUUUAUGCUCGGAACUUAUUUAUCAAUAUCCUUGCUCUUGUUAUUCUCGUACAUUUUAUUUCUUCCACCUGCACUUACUGGAUAUCAUAUAUUAUGGAUUACUUGGAUAAUUUCUCCUAUAUUAGCGUUUUCUUUUCUAUUUAAUCCACAUGAAGCGGAUACUAUGACAACUAUGACAGUCAAGAACAUAGAACAUCUCAAAGAUUUGAAUAGAUUUUUGGUAUAUUGGUUCUUGAGGUUCAUUUUACCUGUAUUAAUGUGUGUCACGGUUUUUUCCGGAUGCUUAUACUUUUUAAAUCAUACGUUACAUAAUGAUCCGGGUGAAUCUAAAAUAUUUGGGUCUUAUGGAAGAGACGGGUGGUUGAGAUGGAAAAAUGAGCAGCAGUGGGUUGUGUUGUAUUCGCAGAACUGCACAUUAUUCAUAUUCGUGUGGUAUAUUAUUAUGUUAUCAUCCACAUUUGUUCAUCGAACGUUAUCUUUACGACAAUUUCCUCCGUUUAAGAAUAAAAUUUGGAUACUUUCUGUGAUAAUAAGUUUGAUGCUUCAAGCGAUUUUCACUACCAUAUCAUUAGCACCAGGACCACUUUCAACGCUUAAAAAUAUUCCAUAUUAUGUUUAUCUCAUCGGAUUCUUAUCACCUAUAGUUUUCAUACCAAUACAAGAAUUGGUGAAAAUACAUGAUAGAAAAGAAUACACCAGAUUUCAAAAGAGAUCCAAAUUGGAAUUUAACACCAAAUUGGGCAUGCAUUCUCCUGUAUAG